Molecule: messenger RNA, 1161 nt
Organism: Penicillium subrubescens
Lineage: Eukaryota; Fungi; Ascomycota; Eurotiomycetes; Eurotiales; Aspergillaceae
Exons: 2
Coding region: 1-1161 (386 amino acids)
Source: RefSeq, a predicted model, not a curated record
AUGUCAAUAAGCCUCGAUUCACCAUCAGCCCAGCACGACUUUUCUCGAGGUCCAUACUGGUAUCAUGAAAGUCCGUUUCUCCCGAUUGGGGAAAAUGAGAGAAAUGAGUCUGGUUCUCCAUCUCUAAAAGAUACUGCCACUAGACGCCUUUUGAUGGACCAGUCCGCCUUAAAACCCGAGCUAUUUGAACAUGUGCCAUGGAAAAUUGCAAAGGAGAUUUGGGAAUUUCUUGGAAACAGGGGUAAACAAACGCUCUUGAUGUGGAAAAUCCUCACAAUGAGGUACCCGGAACAAUUUUCGCAGAUCAGCUCGUCCUAUUGUCUAAGGACUCGCUCUCCAAAAACGCCUUUGAAGGGAUACAUUGAUAUCACAAGAUGUGAUGCUUGCUACUGGCGUGCUGUCUUGUCUCUGUCUAGUGCCUAUGCUAGCGUCGCUGAUCUCGUUGAUAUUGGCAACCUCAAGAACCUGGUAGCCCUCGAGAUCAACAACCGAGUAUAUGAUCCGAGUAUGUCAGCCAGAAUGAGUACGAGAGAGGUGAUUGAAUUGGAUGAUGGAGUUGUGCGCAGUUGGGUCGAGGCUUCACAGUCCACCGGAUCGCUGCAGAACCUGCAGGUUCUGAGAAUUUAUCAGCAGAAGAGUCUUACCCAUCACAUCUUCUGGAUGCUUGAGAAAUUGCCUCGUUUGAAGCUUGUCGUCAUAUAUCAGUGUGAUAAGUUUACACAGGAGUUCAUCAAUCACAAGGCCAGAACUAAACAUGGGGUCCAGGUGGGAGGAUGGAAUGCUCAAAGGUUGGAUUGGCUUUCAGACGGGAAACAAAAUAUGGAUGCCUUGAAUUGUCUGGGACCCAUCUUACAGGUCUACGAGGAAGGAUUGAAGCUCACAGACACAAACCGAACGCUGAAGGCUCCUAUGCUAGGUUCCAACAUCCCAAUUAUGGAGUUUGGCCUCCCUGCUCUUGAUUGCAAUGAUCCGGAGAAGGAAAAAAGGCGAGCGCAAUACGCAGCAAAGUCUAUCUUCAUAUUCACUCGGGCAACUGAACACAAUGACAGAAAAAGAGCACCAGAAAAGAUCCAGCAGCCUCGAAACCUUGGCAAGCGCAUAAUGAAGGAACGAGGAGGCAGAGAUAUGGCCGAUGUGUUGGGCGACUUUUUCGGGAAGUGA